Dunckerocampus dactyliophorus (ringed pipefish) is the source of this 4481-nucleotide messenger RNA. It is a transcript of the gene zbtb17, whose product is annotated as zinc finger and BTB domain containing 17. The transcript has 15 exons. Bases 336 to 3047 code for a protein of 903 amino acids. The record is from RefSeq and is a predicted model, not a curated record. Lineage: Eukaryota; Metazoa; Chordata; Actinopteri; Syngnathiformes; Syngnathidae. Gene Ontology annotation, molecular function: protein binding.
UGGUUGAAUAGCCCUGCACUCGUGUGAAGUACCGAGUUUGAGCACCACCGCGCGGUCUAACGUCGGAACCAAAAAUGGUUCACACUGCGCAUGCUCGAAGAAACACGUCUGACCCGUCCCUAGCAAUCGAUCAGCGAGAGGAAGAUGGCGGUGAGCGAAGUCAACAGCACAGGAUCGAUCGCCGAAAAACUCGAUUGGGGAUUUUCUGUCUAACCGAGACAAGCGCUCCGUAACACAACCCAGACCCGCGUUUUGACGUCGCACUGAAGAAGCGACCUUAUACACGCGAUUCUGUGGUUACAUCCUCGGCCGAAGUCAAAAAGCCUUGAAGGGCAAUGGAGUUCCCUUGGCAUAGUGGGAAGGUUCUGGAGCAGCUGAACCACCAGCGCAAGCAGGGCCUGCUGUGUGACUGCACCUUUGUUGUGGAUGGAGUUGACUUCAAGGCCCACAAAUCUGUGCUGGCAGCCUGCAGCGUCUACUUCCGCACCCUCUUCUUAGACCAAAAGGAUGUGGUGCAUCUCGACAUCAGUAAUGCUGCAGGUUUGGGACAAGUCCUGGAAUUCAUGUACACAGCCAAGCUGAGUUUGAAUCCUGGAAAUUUAGAAGAUGUGAUGGCAGUUGCUAACUUCCUGCAAAUGCAAGAGAUUAUAAACGCUUGCUCCGUGUACCAGUCAGUGGCAAAUCCAGCUCCAUCCCUUCUCUCACUGGAUAUUGUAGGAGAAAAAACAGGUGACGAACAGUCAAGCGAGAAGCGUGACUGUGACCUGGCAGAAGUGGCAUUACAAGCAGAGCAUAGUCCUUCCAGAACACCCACGGAAGACAAUAAUAAGCACACAGAACAUCAGGACCUCACCGAAGAAAAUGAAGACAUUGCUGUUCAAACACAGAAGACUGUUUCUGAGUUGAGCCCCGCCAAAACCCAUCCAGGUUGGGCACGACCUGCCAAAACCGCCACUGCUGCUCAAAGGAGGAUGCUUGUCAAGGAGGAGGAGGAUGGCGCUGCACAGGACGCACCCACAAUGCAGGCUGACGCUUCUGAUGGAGACUACACACCCUAUAAACCCAUCAAGUCAGUCACCACCCCCAUUUUUACAAGCUCUCGUGGUAGAAGAAUUCGAAAACCUCCCCGAAGAAACUUCCCACCUGAAGACGACACAGAUGAUGAAGGAACAAAAAACAAAGUCAAGCAGAUGACCGAGUCAACAGAGGAGACCAGACAAGACCAGGAGGAUGAUUGUGACGAUGAGGCAGAUGAGGAAGACAUGGCAACUGAGGAAGAAACCAAUCAUCCCAUGGAUGCGGGCAAUGUGAAAGAGGAGAGACCGGUUCACUCUACGGGUUUCACCAACCGAUCCGAAUCCAAGCCUUACAGCUCAAUGACACACAAAUGUGAGGACUGUGGCAAGAAAUUCACACACACUGGGAAUUUCAAGAGACAUAUGCGUAUUCACACGGGUGAGAAGCCCUUCACGUGUCGAGACUGCAACAAGGCAUUUUCUGACCCGGCGGCUUGUAAAGCUCAUGAGAAAACACACAGCCCACUGAAGCCAUACAGCUGCUUGACGUGUGGAAAGAGCUACCGGCAGAUCAGUCUGCUCAACCUGCACCGCAAGCGGCACACUGGAGAGGCGCAGUACAGCUGUGAGGUGUGCGGAAAGCUCUUCACUACGUCGGGGAACCUGAAGCGUCACCGGUUGGUGCACAGUGGUUUGAAACCAUACCAUUGCGACUACUGUGAAAAGGCCUUCUCCGACCCCACUGCCAAGAUGCGACACCUGGAGACACACGACGCCAACAAGGGCAAUAAGUGUCCACACUGCGACAAACGUUUCAAUCAGAUCGGAAAUCUGAAGGCUCACUUAAAAAUCCAUAUCGCAGAUGGGCCCCUGAAGUGCAGAGAAUGCGGCAAACAAUUUACCACCUCAGGAAAUCUGAAGCGACACUUACGGGUCCACAGCGGGGAAAAACCAUACGUCUGCGUGCACUGCCAAAGAGCUUUCAGUGACCCAGGGGCUCUGCAACGGCAUGAACGCAUCCACACAGGAGAGAAACCUUGUGUCUGUCCCACCUGUGGCAAAGCCUUCACACAGGCCAGCUCCCUCAUUGCACACGUCCGCCAGCACACUGGAGAGAAACCCUUUGUGUGUGACCGUUGCGGUAAAAGAUUUGUACAGUCCAGUCAACUGGCCAAUCACAUUCGCCACCAUGACAAUGUCCGCCCUCACCAGUGUCAAAUGUGUAACAAGGCCUUUGUCAAUGUGGGAGACCUUUCAAAGCACAUCAUCAUUCACACCGGGGAGAAACCAUUUCUGUGUGAUAAAUGCGGCAGGGGGUUUAACCGUGUGGACAAUCUGCGCUCUCACGUCAAGACCGUGCACCACGGGAAAGCAGGCAUGAAGCUGCUGGCUGUAGCUGGCAGCAGCACAGGCGAGGGCGCCGAAGGCUGUGCUGAGGCGUCUACCUCCGACAGCGAGAUCAACAUAGUAACUGUUAGUGAGGACAUUGUCACACUGGCGACGGGAACCCUGGCAGGCAGCGCUGUAGCUCAGCUAACAGUGGUACCAGUGGAUGCAUCAGUGUGUGCUGAUGAAACAGAAGCUUUGAAAGCAGAAAUUACCAAAGCAGUAGAGAAAGUGCAAGAAGCAGACCCCAACACCCAGAUACUUUAUGCCUGCGAUUCAUGUGGUGAUAAAUUCCUGGAUGCUAGUUCGCUAGCUCAGCAUGUACGCAUCCACACAGCACAGGCCUUGGUCAUGUUUCAAGCAGACUCCGACUUCUACCAGUACACCACAGUCACCACAGCUGAGGGUGAGACCGCCACAGCGUGGACACCCAGCACCGAACAGGUCAUCCAGGAAGAGGGGCUCAUCUUUCAUGGCCAAGAGGGAGAUGCAGAACAGAGGAUUGUGGGCAAGCCACAAGGAGAAGGAGGGGUGAAUCAUGGGAAGAAGGGUAUGGAUGGACAAGUUGAAAUGCUGGGUGAGAUCCAGGCAGGUGAAAAAGUUGAAACUGAGACGGAGCUGAUUGUGUGUGAGGUUCAAGUGUAGUCACUUUUAAAAGGUAUUUGGACUUGGACUAUACUCCAGUGGAUGCAAUACUUUUAAUGGUCCCGAAUGAUGCCGUGUUAGCUCCAUAUCAUUUCAACAUCUUUACAUUUAGACCCAAAUGAAGCUUUGAAGAAAACUAUCCGCAUUAUUUUCCCCAUGGCAUUCAUUUAAUGUAUGAAAAUGUUUCAAGUAUUUUCCUAGAAAUUAAUUGUUCAUAUGUUGUAUGUAUAUAAUUUUUUUUAUUUAUUUUGUUCCCCAAAGUCUUAACUUGUCUGUUAUAAGUUCAAAAAAUCAUCAAGUCUGGGGAAUAAACAGUAAUCACUGCUUGCAUAUUUCACAGACAUUUUUCUUGUUGUGCAUUAAAACUAAAAUUAUCACAUUUCGGAGUUGUGUGAUAGAAAAAAUAGUUUGUACUGGAGAGCACGGUGUACUAGAGGUUAGCAUGCCUGCACCACAGUCAAAAGAUUCAGGUUUGGCUGUUUGUUGGACAUCACUGUGUGGAAUUUUUUCCAGGUAGUCUCGCCUCCCCCCAAAUCCCCAAAAUAUGCAUGUUAGGUUGAUUGGACACCCUAAAUCAGGGGUCUUCAGUUAAAACUUAGUAAAGUCCGUUUAUGCACAUUUUUUCACAGCGAAGAGGCUUAUUUUUCUGGAAAAUAAAACUGCACUGGUUUCUCAGAAUUUUUUAAAAUAAUUUAAUAAGUGUCUCUUUUACAGAAAAACUGUGUGUACAGGUAUCUCUUUAGGUAUGUACUGUAUGUGUGCAUGUCUGCAUGUAUACGUAUAUACUGUAUGUGCAUACUGUAUGUGUAAUUGUGUAAUUGUCACUGAGAACGUAUGAAAGGAGAGGGACUGCCUCCCACUACCCAGCAAGCCCCACCCCACACAGCCAGGCGUAGCCCCCACCACCAGAGAACCACCAGCCCCACGGGGGCGGCCAAAACCAAUGCCGGCCCCCAAAGCCUCCCCCCGGAGAGGCAACCCCGACCAGAAACAGGGCGCCGGCAGGCCGGAGGACAGCCAACUCUCAGGAUGGUCUGCCCUAAUGAUAUUUUUUAUCUUUAUUAAUUUUUCACACGUUUUACAAAAAACUGUGACAACAAAUUGAGAAAAACAAAGAAUAAUAAUAAAAAAUAAGAAAAGACUAAUGCCACUACACACAUCACACAACUCCACAUCUUACUAUAGCCCAGGUGACUGUGCACCCCAUUGCUUAGAGUAGUCCAGUAAAUGUUUCCACAUAUUUUCAAAGUCCUCUGUCCUUCCUCGAGUAAGUAAGUCAGUUUUUCCAACAUGACAUAGCUUGUCAUUUCCUUUAUCCAUAGAUUUAUUGAUGGUACAUUAUUUAUUUUCCAGAAUAGUGCAAUCAGCAUCAGGAUUCCAAAGUCAAUCAAGGUUGAUUUAUUUAAACAAACCACAAAAUCUUUUGGGGUAGAU